CAGCAGUAGCAGCAGCAGUAGCAGCAGCGACGGUCAUCAGCCUGGCCCGCAUCUGCCUCUCACUUGCUGCACCGGCUGCCUGCCUGCCUGUCUUCCUGUCCGCCUGUCCGUCCGUCCGUCCGCCUCGCCCAGCCUUCCGUUGUCGGCCUCGGGCACACACGCCACGCCACGCCACGCCAGCCAUCCCCUCAACCGUCUCGGGCAGAGCCUCAGCCGUCGCCGCCGCCGCCGCCGUCUGGCAGGCCCGUCGUUGAACCCUCUUCCCCCUUUGUUUUCCGACGUGCAAAGCUGUGGGAAGUCAAUUCGAGCCGCCCCGCUCUUCCCGCCGCUGCAGACUCAGCACGGCCCAUGAUGGCUUCCCGAGCAGAGGACCUGCCCUGGCCCACGGCGCAGCCUCGGCUGCCGUCCAUGGACGAAAUGGACUACGUUAUGCAUUCCGCCAUGCCAGAGCCUCCGGCGCCGCGCCUCCAGCAUCCGCCCAUAACAGGCGCCGGCACCUGUCCCUACAGUGUAGCCCACCGCGUCGACCACCACGGUUCGCCCCUUCCCAGCCCGAAUUAUAACUCAGUCUCCUCCCUUCUUUCUCCAGUCAGAAACCCACUCCACCCAUCUGCCCCGUCGCACCUGCUCUCGCAGCAACAGCAACAGCAACAACAACAACAACAACAGCAGCAGCAGCAGCAGCAGCAGCAGCAGCACAACCACCACGCCCUCGCCCACGCCCACCACCACCACCACCACAGCCAGCAUACGAGCCCGCAGCAGCACUCACAUUCGCACUCGCAUUCCCAGUCACAUCCGCACCACCCGUACGACCCCGUGCACCCGCCAGCCCCGACAAACCACUGGUUCUCCCACCACCCGCCGCCAGCGCCCCAGCCACCCCACUGGGGGCACCAGUUUGCCGCCCCGGACCCCCGCUCCUCCAGCUCGGGCCUGUUUCCUCCACAGCUGCCUUCCCUGUUCCCGCCCGACCAACACCACAAUAGCCACCACCACCACCACCACCACCACCAGUACAUGAGCGCCAGCCACCACAACAGCAACGGCGGCGGCAGCGCCAGCAGCAGCAGCACCAAUCUCCACAGCAGCAGCGCCGCCAGCGGAGGCUCCGGUCUGGGAGUCGGUCCCAGCAUCAACCCCCUGUUGGUGCCUCACCACGGCGUCGGCCAGUCUCUGGAUCCGUUCGCCUCGUCGUGGUCGCUCUACCGUCAGCAUCCCCACAGACUGCCCGAGAGCGCCCAGAGGUUCAACCCCGGGCCUCACGCCCACCUUGGCAAUUCCCAGCAGCAUCCCACUCCCAACGCCAGCUCUGCGCCCGCAAUCUCCCCACCGAGUCUCCCGAACCCCACCAUGUCCGACCGCUAUGGCCAAUCACCGGCCCAUAAUAGCCAACAGUCCGACUCGGGCUCAUUCUCCCAUUCGUCUUCGGCGUCCCCUUCGUCAUCAGCCCGCGCGAGCCCAAAUCCGGCCGACGGUGCCUUGACCACCCACUCCUCGCUCGACACGCCCAUGAGGUCGCUACACAGGCAACACGGUCCUCAAACGCCGACCCGGAGCGAAGUGAGCCUGGGGUCCCAUCCACGAUCGAAUAUGAGCCCUCAAGGGCCCGCAAUCGUGACGUCACCCGGCGUGAGCCCACCGCGUCUGAUCCCGGGCGGCAUGGACGAGCCCGCUGCCCGCUCCGGCUCCGGCGGCCACAUUUCAGGCAGCGAUUCGGAGCCGCGACGGUCGACCCCGAGUCAUAGGAGAUCGGCAGCGGUCGAGGUGCACGUUUCCGACGACGAGAGCGACUCGAGUGAGGAGCACAUGGAAGAGAUGUUUAUCCAUCAGCUGGGCGCGGCUGCCGGGCCGCCUUUUACCGCCAGGAUGGAUCUCACCGAAGACAGGAUCCGUCGCCAACAACUACUCCGCGGCGCCAUAACCAACAAGCGGAUUGCCUCCAGGGGUGCCCUCGCCUCGCUUCAAAGCGUCGAGAUCCAUAGCCUUCCGGAAAACGAACGAACCUGCGUCAUCUGCUACAACGAGUUCGGGGUCCCCAACCCCGAGGGAAUCAACGAGGCACCCCUGCGACUGCCCAAGUGCAAACACGUCUUUGGAGACCACUGCAUCAAGAAGUGGUUUGAGGAAUCCGACAGCUGCCCGUACUGCCGCGACAAGGUUCCCUCGGAACCCGCAAUGCGCCUGAACCCGAGAUCCGUCAACAACAUCUUCGCGGGGGCGCUGCCAGAUGGCAGGCCGGCUUUGAUGAGCGGUACCGGCACAGGAACGGCCGUUCUGGUGUCUGACGCAGGUUUCCCGUACCGCGCCGCGAACCCCUACGGAGCAGCCGGGGGAGCCAGUAGGGCUGCAUGGCAGGCGGCGAGGCGGUCGCCCCCUGAAGAUAUCGAUGCGCGCACCCGCCGCACCCGCCCGCGCCAUGGGAGCCUCCGCGGGGCGCCAUCGACCGGAAGCUCCAAUGGUGGGAGCGCGCGGCCAAACUCGUUCGCCGGUGCCUCCUCGUCGACCCCUUCCUCCCAGCAAGUUUCGCCCGGGCGCGACAGGCACUACAGCGGCGCGACCAUGGGCAUGGGCGGCCCGGUGCACUGGCAACUGCACGCCCACAUGGAAGGGCGUAGGAUGCAGGGCCAGUCCCUGAGGCAACAGCCGAUGCCCAUCCCCCCUGCGAUCCCGCGUGGUCUCAUGAGUUACAUGCAUCACCGCCCAGGACAGCUCUCGGGCGCACCAGCAUACCCGGCCUCGCCAUUGCCCCCAGACUCGUUCCCAGGCAUGAUGGGUGUAGGCCAGGCUGGCAUGUCGCCGAGUGGGCCGGAUGCGGGCUACAUGAAUCCGUUGAGCCCCAGUCUCCCAUCCGACAACACAUCGCCUUUGGGACCCGUACCUCCGGUGGAGGCGGGUGCUCCGUUCCCUGGCCCUGGGUCAUCCACACCGCUUUUUUCCCAGCACCUGCCCCCAGUAGGAGGUCUAGACGACAACCCGUUCGAGCGGCCAGGCCCCGCGCCAGCCAACGCCGUCAACUGGUCGCAAAACUGAUUUUUUUUCCUUCCGGCCUAGACCAAGAUGACCAAUGGGUGGCGUUUCCGCCACCAAGUCUCGUCAUGGUGGCACAGUCAUCACACAAAAACAAAAGGGGGCCUGUGUGUAUGUCCGCAUCAGACCCGACGUGGACGGACCCGACGUGGAGAGCCCGUGGUAGGCGGGAAGCGAGAAGACGAACAACACACGAUUCCGCAUGACGCGACGAUUCGAAACAUACGACAACACAUCCAUGUCCCUCUUCCUUCUUCCGCCGUUCUCGUUGGCGGAAUCAACAGAGCAGCCGACUUUUCUUUUUUUCUUCUUUCUCGCAUGACUGCAUUGAUAUUUGGCUUGGUUUUGAUGAAACUCGGGAUAGGCAGGCUUGGGAGGUAUCGCGGCGUUAAUCUUUCUUAGUUAUUUUCCCUCGCACACAUCAUCACUUUUCUUUAACCUCGGCCAGAUCGCACAUCAUAUUAAAGGUCGUCAUCCAGCACAUCGCGCCCACUUCCUUUACCACAAACACUGUUUUCUUUUUUUUUUCUUUUUUUUUUACUAUCUCACUCCAAGCUCAACUCAUCCAUUUGUCAUUUUCCCCC
This is a messenger RNA of Gaeumannomyces tritici R3-111a-1, 3614 nucleotides long. RefSeq lists its product as hypothetical. The transcript is spliced from 3 exons. The coding region runs from base 349 to 3033 and encodes 894 amino acids. The record is from RefSeq and is a predicted model, not a curated record. Lineage: Eukaryota; Fungi; Ascomycota; Sordariomycetes; Magnaporthales; Magnaporthaceae.